Molecule: messenger RNA, 3514 nt
Organism: Brassica rapa (field mustard)
Lineage: Eukaryota; Viridiplantae; Streptophyta; Magnoliopsida; Brassicales; Brassicaceae
Product: general transcriptional corepressor trfA-like
Source: RefSeq, a predicted model, not a curated record
UGUUGAUAAACUUCAAAACCAUUUCAUAAAUUUAUGAUAUUCUCCUACAGGAAACAAUAUAUGAUUACAGUAAUUAACCUUUGUCUGAUUUGAUGUUUAUUAAACAGUCGAAAAAAUGUCCAUCCCAAUCAUGGAGAAGUGUUACUUCUCCAACACUUUUUUAUAUUUUAAGGUUAAAAAAAUAUCAUCAUUUGGUGAAAUGAGUAUUGCAAUUACACGGAAGACCACAAUUUCGUCCUAUAAAGUCCGAAAUUAGGUGAAAAUUGAUCUAUGGGUAGUUAGGGAUGUCAAUUGGACGGACUGGGUGGAUUUGGGCGUGUUCAGAUGGGCUUAUUUUUUUCUGGACGUUUUUGGUCGAGUCCAAAUAGGACCAUGUCCAAAUAGGACCAUAUCUAAAUAGGACCAUGACCAGGUGGACUGUCCAUGGAAUCCAAAUGUCCAUUUAAUGUAAAAUAUCUAAUUUUCAAACUUAAAAGAUGUACAUAUUAGAAAUUUGUUUUACAAAACAUACUUAAACUUACUUUAAUUUCAUGUUUUACAAAACAUACUUAAACUUAAAUUUCAUGUUUCACAAAAGAUAUUUAAAAUAUUUGUGAUUUUUUUUUUCUCAAAUAUUUGUGAUUUCAAAUUUUUUUUUAAAAAAAUAUAAGCGUAUUUGGACGGCCCAUGUCCAUUUGGUUUUGUCCAUUGGACUCUGGGCGCAUCUGGGCAUAAUCCAUUUGGACAGAAAUAUUUCGGGCAUAUUUGAGCGUGACCAUAUUAGUCCAUAUCGAUUUGGACAUGGGCCGCCCAUAGACAAUGUGCCUAAUUGACAUCCUUAUGGGUAGUUGAGAAGGCACAGUGAAUUGUGCUUUAGAUAUUUAUCGAGAUUUGUUCGAUCCUUAAUACUAGUGUACUUUAGACUUUUAGAUAUUUUUCAAAAAACAUCUUCUAUCCGCUGCAGCUCCAAGUUUUUUCCAUAAUCGCUCCCGUCAGAGACAGUAACAUACAACAAGCCAUGGAUUCUCAGUCAACAAAGGGCCUCGUUUUUACAGCUGACCUACACUCGCUUGUAGUGUUUUGGUCUCUGUUACAAAACUGAGUUCCAGUUUUAAGCUUCUUCUCAAUUUCCUUUGCUGGGUCCUAGCUCCCACAAAGGAAGACGUUUCUUCACAGGCGGUUAAGCUUCUCUACAGAUCUAUAAUUUAUCUGAUAAUUCAAAGAUGUCUCAGUCACUCACAAACUCCAACAAGAACAAGAUGCAAGUGCAAGUACAAGAGGAGGAGGAGGAUGACCUGGUUAUCCUUCCGGCAGUAGAUAACUCUGAGCUGAUUGCUCGCUUCAAACUCAGCCUAGUUGGAAGACUCUUCAACGGAGAAAGGCGCAGUGUUGAAACUCUUAUUGCUCUCCUCCCAAGGCCAAGUAUCUGGGACGUUGAAGGCAGGGUUCGUGGAGUGGACUUGGGAAACCAACGAUUUCAAUUUGACUUUGAAUCGGAAGAAGAUCUUCAGAAGGUCCUUAGUAAAAGACCAUGCCAUUUCAACAAAUGGUCUUUUGCUCUAGAGAGAUGGGCACCUCAUAUAGGAGACUCCUUCCCAAACACUAUGACUUUUUGGGUUACUGUCAUGGGUAUCCCGACACACUUCUGGCUUGAUCCAAUCUUCAGGACCCUCGGAAGAAGACUUGGAGACGUAGGUUUAGUGGAGGAAAAAACAGCAAAGUUUCAGGUGGUGCUUAAUGCCGAACUCCCCUUGAAGUUUGCUCUGCGUGCGCAGCUCCCCUCAGGGGAAAUUGUUCCGGUUUCCCUGGAAUAUGUUAACCUUCAUCGCUGGUGCCACUCAUGUCGCCGUAUCUCCCAUGAAGUUGAUACUUGCCCGCUGUUAACUGAAGAGCAAAGAGAACAAUUUCGAUUAUCAAAAGAAAAUAACAGAGACCAAGGGCAACAAUCCAGAAUUGAUUCAAAUAGGAAGGGAGACCUUUCAAAGAGAUUCAAUGUAGCUGGACAAAAGCCUCCAAGCUAUCUUGAGAGACGCUCCGGGGAAGGAACUCAAAGAGAUAACAGGGACAGCGUAUGGAAACGUAUUGACUCCCGGUAUGCUCCUAGAGAUGACCACCGUGAGAACAAUCGUCAGGCACCGAGAGACCGUGACCGUGAUAUCUUACCCCCUAGCAAAGAGACUUACAACAAGCGUAGGUAUGAUGAUUCUUUCGCUGCAAGCAAACAUCGGGAAGAAACUCGGAGAGCGGAGAGAAAACAUGUACCUACAGCCCAGAGCUCUAAGGGAGGGAGAGCACCCGAAGGCCCUCGUGAUAAUAAAGCUGCUCGGCCAUCAUCUAGCUCUAAGGGAGAGAGAGAAGCUGACGAUCCUCCCUAUACUCAGCUUGAACAGCCACAACCGGCUAAACAGAUCAUCUCCUCCCCAGAUCAUGUCAGGGAAAGACCGUUUAGAUUGUCUCUCCAGAAAAACUCUUCUGGUGAUUUGAAACUGAAAGGAAAAAUAGGCGAUAUGGGAGACUCCUCUGAAUCCGUAAGCUCGGCAAAAAAGAGUCUCAACUUUGCAGAUAAGGCUAAUCAGUCCCCAUCCAGAUCCCAACCUCCCCUGCUACCUGUUUCCAGCGAGGAAAAGAGGAAAAAAAGUUGGUACGAGAUGACAAUGGAGGAGGAAGAGGAGGCUAUCAAAACAAAUACUGAAGCUGAUUUCAAUACUCACUUGGGGGAGACAGAGCUGAAUGAAAUUAACGAUCCUAAUGAGGAUAAAAUUCUGGAAGAGGAUGAUUGGAUAAUUAAUGGUGAAACCUUUGAUGUUGAUGAUGAUGAUCUGAUGGACGAAGAUGAACUGCUGUACGAUGAGAAUCACAAGGAGGAGGAGACUGAACAGUCGAUGGAUUCAAAACUCAUGUCUCAGGCAGGGGAGAGUUCAAUCGGAGCGAAAGAUAACUUCAAGGAGACGAAGACAGACGAGACACUGAACCGGCUUGGGGGGAUCGCGAUUGGGCCUAGCUCCAGUCGAGAGAGAGGAGAAGGGAGAGAGAAGCAAUCACCAUCUCAUCUACUGCAAUCUCCGUUCAAGAAGAAGAAGGGCUCACCAAACACUCACGCUGCCGGAUUAUCUUUGAGGAAGAGGAAUAUGAUUAAGGGUCGGGCCUCACCCAAAUUCAAGGAGGCAAAAGAUGGGCCGCCUAUGGGCUCUAAAUCCUCUAUGGGUCAGUUAGAAAAAAUGCAUGGUGGAGGUAAAGAAGAAGCACUUACGAAGACUAAGAACAAAGCUGCGAAGGUGGGAAGCAAACCACCCAAGAUCCCCAAAUGAAUACAGUAGCAUGGAAUUGUCAAGGUGCGGGUGCCGACCUUACAAAGGAGCACCUCGAAGAACUAUAUCAUUGCUUUUUACCUAGAUUUUUAUUUCUUUCGGAGACUAAAAACAAUCGGAAUUUCUUGCAAGAUGUGCAAGUUUCUUUUGGAUAUGAUCAUGUUUGUACUGUUGACCCGGUUGGUCGAAGUGGAGGUUUAGCCCUUUUUUACAUGGAGGAUCCGUCA